AUGCGACGAGCGAGGAGAACCCUCGCGUCGUCCACGUGGCGUUCGAUCCGCUCUUGGCAGAGGUGGAGCAGCAGCACGACGACCGCGCGUGUGAGCGGCGGCUACGCGCGCCUGCACGGCGCGCGGAAGCCGUUCCGCGUACACUCCGACGACCCGCGGAAGCGCCACCUGCACGGCGAAGGCGUGGGCGUGGGGGACGAGGAGGCGGACGACGGGACGCUAGAGGGGAGCGAGCUGGCGGGGUUUGAGGAGGAGCGCGCGCGAUACAGAGAGGAGGGCGCGCGGAUGAUGAGAUGUGAGGGCGAGCUGGAUGGGCAACACCACGUGUUCACUCAAGGCGACUUGAGGCACGACCACUUGAGCCUCUCCUUUCCCGCCGCCUCUCCCCUUUUGGCUCUCCACUCAACCCCCAACGACAUUUUCCCCCACCCUUUCCCCAUACUUCCCCCACACUUCUACCAGCUCGCCACGUGGCUGCUGGUAGUGGAGCGGACGGCAAGCCGGCACCGCAUGCGGCGGGAGAUGAAGGCGGCAAACGGCGAUGGGGACGGCAGGUAG
This is a messenger RNA of Closterium sp. Naga37s-1, 558 nucleotides long. The record is from the annotation of a GenBank genome assembly. NCBI's taxonomy places the organism in Eukaryota, Viridiplantae, Streptophyta, Zygnematophyceae, Desmidiales, Closteriaceae.